AAUUGUGUCGAAUUUUGCAAAAGUUUUUACAAUCGGUAAGCAAAAAUUCUUUAUUGAUUGUGUAGGAUACUUUGUGAAAACUAAUCCGUGUGUUCGGUUAAUUGUGGUUUGUGUGCCAACUGGCGAAAAAUCGACAUCAGACACAUCUGCGGCGGCCAAUCUAUAAUAUCCUGUGCCACCCGUAAGGACAAGUCAUGGAAGCCGAAUAAUCGGACACAUGCUUUUGGCCUAAAACUCGAAAAUUGGCGAAAUUACGUCGUGUCGGGCGCUUUAUUUUUGUAAUACGGGUGACUUGUCUCGGUGUGAAUCGUUCGGUUCCCUUGCGCUGGCGUAAUUAUAGCAGAAACUCCGUUUAUUUUCGAACUUUGUCGUGCCCUUUUCGCAGGGCAGUGCAUCACAUUACGACAGCUACGUGUUUUUAAGAUAUUUCUGGUUUCGUAAAAUCGCGUAAAACUGGGGCCCAACGUUAUUGUUUUGGUCGCGUUAUCACGUAACUUCCAGUUCGAUAUUUGGGUCUGGGGUGUCAACACACAAAUAUGCCAACAACCGAUUCGUAAAAUCUAAAACGACGUAGCAUCGAGAUUCUAGCCCGUGGCUCGAUUGGCAUUUGGUGGCGUUCCGAUUGAUUUUAUUUCCCUUUUCUUUUAACAAAAAUGCAUUUUUGCGAAUCCCUUCGCGGUUAUUAAAACUGUCCUCAUCAGUAUCCAGUGUAAAUGACCUUGACGUAAAAAUUACACCCAUCACUUUUCGAAAAUAAGGUUAGGAAUAGGUUCCACUUGCUGCAACUAUCACCAACUUUAAUACCAUGCAUGGGUACGUGUACAUGAAUGGGGACAUUGGUAAACACAACUCGGGGGCGGCGUACACUGGCGCCGGCCCUGAGUCGAUGGGGUCUCCGAUGCCGGGUCCCCCUGGAGCUGCUCCACUUCCCGGUGCCCACCACCAUCAUCCCCAUGAUUAUAGUAUAGCGUCAGCCGGACCUUCUGUGGCUCCGCCAAUACCAGUCGUUAAUGGAGUAGCAGAAAUCGCAGAAGGUCCAAUGGCUGGCGCUCCGGAUAUUACUGGGGCGCCUCCAACGCACCCGCCACCUCCGAAUCAGUCGCAACAAGCCCCAGCCUACCCCUUGCCACAACUGAAGCAAAUGCUCUCUCAACAAUUGGAGUAUUAUUUCUCACGGGAGAAUUUAGCUAAUGACACAUACCUCUUGUCUCAAAUGGACAACGACCAAUACGUACCUAUUUGGACGGUAGCGAACUUCAACCAGGUGAAAAAACUGACUAAAGAUAUCAAAUUGAUCACUGAAGUGCUCAGGGAAUCGCCGAACGUGCAAGUCGACGAAGAAGGAAUUAAGGUGCGACCGAAUCAUAAAAGGUGCAUCGUGAUACUCAGGGAAAUACCUGAUAAUACUCCGUUGGAGGAAGUUAAGAAUUUAUUCUCUGGAGAGAACUGUCCUAAAUUAAUUUCCUGCGAGUUUGCUCACAACAGCUCAUGGUACGUCACGUUCGAAUCGGAUGAGGAUGCUCAAAGGGCCUAUAGGUUUCUUAGGGAAGAAGUUAGAGAGUUUCAAGGUCGACCGAUAAUGGCUCGGAUCAAAGCCAAACCGAUGUGCAGACCGCCGAUGGGCCCGGGGGUGGUACCGGCACCGCCGAAGAACGGGUUCCGUGCCACGCCGCCCCCACAAGCCGUCUUCGAUCCGGCGAGUUUUCCACCGGGUCAACAACGAUUCGUUUACGCAAACGGGGCGCCGGGACAACCGCCCGUACCCGCUGCGGCCGCCGCCGCUGCCGCCCCCCCUUACAAUCAGCUGGUUUACGGACCGUACCAGCAGCAAUAUCCGAACACCGCUUAUGUAACGGCCUGGCCGCCGUCCGCCACGGGGUUUUUCGACAUCAGCAGCGUGUUCCAAGUGAACGGACUGGCGCCCCAACAGUUCAAGCCGCAAAACAACUAUCGGGGCUCCGGCCAGAACAGACCCCGGAACAAACAACGCGGCGGACAAUCGCAACAGCAAUCUUCGAGUAGCAACGAUCAACAGGGUCCCUCGCACAGUAGUAACAACGGUAGUAACAAUAGUAACAGCAGCAGUAAUCAGCCGCAACAGCAACAACAACAGUCUAGAGUCCCUUCCACCUCGCACCGUUCAUCGUCUCCGUCUGGGCCGCAGCAGCAGCAACAGCAGCAGCAAUACCAUCACGGCCACCAACAACAUCACCAGCAGCAACCGCAGGCCCAUUACCCGAACCAGGGCAAUAACGGUACGACCCCGAAGAUGUCUUCCAAGAUGGCGGGCAAUGAGGGCGCGGCCAGACCGCCGGUGCCUGAGCCCCUCGAGUCGUAUCCGCCACAACACCCGACGCAUCCCGGGGCUAUUUACGGCGGACCGAUACUUCCUUCUUCUGGCGGCAUACCGACCGGCAUGCACCAUCAUCCAGAAAACGCCGGCCCCGCUGAUAUGUACAGAUUCGCGCCGCCCGCCCCUUUCGUGCUAAAAGAGGUGGUGCCGCCUCGCCACCGACGGAAAAAGAGGGACGAGGACGCUCCCGGGGGAGGCCUGAGCGGCGGCGCCAAUAGUGCCGCCUCCGCUGCCGCCUUGCACCAUGCCAACGGUGCCGGAAUGGGCGGCGUGGCAGCAUCCGCCCAAACCCAGACCGGACCCAUCGUGGCCGGUGCCAAAUCCCAAUUUGAUUUGGUCGAAGAGGCCUUCCCUCCGUUGCCUGGCAUGGACGUAUCAAACGGUCCAGCGCCCGCCAAAACCCAAUACCAGCAACAACCGCAGGCGCAGCAACAACAACAACAGCCCGCUCAACAGCAGCAGCUGCAGCAACAGCACCACCACCACCACAACCACCUAAAUCACGUAGGCGGCGCGACGUAUAGUAACCCGUCCGCCGCCUCCCACUACUACCCGCCCCCGGGCGGUCAUUCAAAGACUGAAGGCUCGACGCAGACGAUGGACGCGGCCGCCCCGCCGCCCAAUAACGCCGCGUCCGCCUGGGGCGAGAACCGUCUCGCGGACGUCGUAAAGGGCGUCGCCAAGACGAAGGGCGGUUCCGCAAUUAAGGGCGAAACAGGGUUAAAGGAGACGACGGAGGAGGCGAGGUGCGGAUCGCCGCCCGCGCCCCAUCCAGAUGAUGCGACCGCCGCCAUCGAGCUGUUGAGUAGUGUCGGAAUGACUCCGCCUAGUUCACCCCAGAGUAAACCCCCUCCAAGCGCUAGUCUACCUGCCAAAUGCACCAUGUCAGACAAGUCGACAAAGACUGACGACGUAUUGUUAAACGGAUGCGAGAGGGACGCCGGACCGACGACCACGAACGCCGCUACCAUGACCACCGUGAUGGUGCAAACUGAAGCCGCCCACCGCUCGGGAGUGACCACGAUAACCACCUAUACAAGGCAAGAAUCAAAGAGCGGAUGUCCUCCACCGGUUCAGGCCCCCUCUCCGCCCUUAGUGGAUCAACCGGGUCAUCCCCCGCGCAUGAGUUACGCGCAAGUCGCGCAACACCACAAGGAGAACCAAUCAAAAGGCGGCGGCGGCGGAAAACAGACUGCGAACGUGUCGACCGCCACCCCGCAAAUCGAUAAUAAACCGAUCGAGUGCGUUCCUGUUGUUCCGAAGGGGACGUCGUCGUCUACGGGCGCCACGCCCCGCAACUCACAGAUGCUGCCAGAACGUGAUAAUAUUGUUAGGGAUACUAGAGAUAUGAACUACAAAGGUGACGGCCCGCGGAUCGGCUCGUCGCGCAAUAACAGCCAAAGUAGCGGCAGCGGCGGCGCCCCGACGAACAACCGACGCCGGAAACCGGAAGUGCGCCAGUCGACGCAGCUGCGCGACUUCGUGACGGUGACGGCGGCCCCCCGCUCGCCGAAAUAGUAUCACGGCCCCGAUUGGUUGCCGCUCGACGAAGCCCCGCCCUGGAGGCGUGGCCAUUAUUGAGGCAACGGGCGGCGGCGGGGCGUGCGUUGAGGGACGUGACUGUGUGAGUUUGUGCGUAUGUGCUGCGCUUCACAUUUAGCGAGCUUAAAUUUCAAUGAGGAAAAAAAAAACGAUUUAGCGCGCACCGCGGCCUGGUAGCUAACGCGCACCGCGUUUUUACGUUUUUGUGGGAGAGAGAGAGCGUUCAGGAACUCUCGGUUCUUAAUUGAUGAUUUAAUAAUAUGCAGAGAGACUUUUCUUGUGCGAGCCCCGUGUGUGAACUAACGAGCAUUAUAAGAAAAAAAAUAUUAUAUAAAUAUGUUUUAAGUGUUGUUCCUAGAGCCGGCCGAAAUAAUUAUUAUUAAAAAAAAAUUAUAUAUAUACAUAUAUAUAAAAAUAUUUAUAGAGGAUGGUCCAUAUAAGGUGAUCCUAUAUCUUUUCGCAAAGGCUUAAAACAUACAAAAUAGAUAUUAUACAACGUACCCAAGAUAAGGAGGGCCCCUACAGGGAUAUCCGUAACCAUGAGAGAGAGAAAGUUGGUUAAAUGAGAAAAAUUUAGUGGCUUUGGGUGCUCAAUAACAUGCCUCUUUGAAAUCUCAAAAAUCCGAGUAGUUCCGGAAAUAUCCAAAAAAAAAACGGAUUUUCAAACAAAAAUUAGUAAAAUCUGCUGAGUUUAUUACGAAAGAUUUUUGAAAAUAAAUGACUAUUUCUCAUAGGUACUUUUGACGUUUCAUCUUUGGCCCAUCAUCAACUUUUUUUUUAAAAUACGAAACUGGUUUUUUAAUAUCAAAUAUUAUAAGGGCUUUUAAUUCCGAAUUCAACGGUGCAUCACAAGUUAUGGUUCAAACAUGUUUUAUAUCUUUUUUAGGCAUAAUUAAAUAUCUUCGAUGCCUCAGAAGAAAGUAGGCUUUGGAAAUAAAAUGGUCGUCAUAGAGAGCUGCUUUUUCAUGUUUUCGUGCCUAAAAUAUUUAGAAUAAUAAUAAUAAUAAAUAUUUUUUAUUUGCAAACUCAUCAUAACUACAUAAAAAAAUACACAUUUAUUAUUUUAUGCAAAUAAAAGGCCAACAAAUUCAGAAUUCUGCCAAGGCAAAUUCUGGUCUUUAACAUUGUGGCCAAAACUUAAAAAAAACUAACUAAAAAAAAAUGUAGAAACGCUUGUAACAGACUAAGUUUAAUUAUACACACCUACCCAAAAAAUUUAGAACAUUAACAUAGUACCUCUCACAAAAAAAAAACAUGCAUAGUAGUUACCCACACUAAACACAGAUUUUUAGUUUACACCCAUACCCAAACUAACAAUAUUUACCCUUCAAUAUUAUUGAAAUACAACCAAUUAAAUGCAGUCUAAUAAAUCAAUUCAACAACGUUAACAAAAAAUACCAAUACUUAACAUGAGUGCAAACAAUAGCAAUCAAUAACCAAUAAUUAUUUUGUACUAAUAGAAAAGUACAAAAUAAAAGAAUCUACAUCUCUAGUAGAUCUUCAAAAAGAUUUCCUUUAUUUUCUAAGCAUAAAUAGCAUCUCCUUAUCAUGGAUUCCAACACAUUAUAGAGCAUCAUUGGUGUUAUACUCUAAAAAGCCUCGGAACACCAAUUUUCGGUUUCAAAAUUGGUUUUGUAAAUGUAAUUGUCAACACGCCCCCAAAGAAAGAAAUCUAAGGGAGUAAUGUCGGGGGAACGUGCUGGCCAUGGCGUUCUGGAAUAUGUGCUAAUAUAUGUCUUCUUCACAAUCUAGUUGAUAGAAAUUCCCUAACUACUCUGACACUAUGAGCAGUUUAGUUAGGGAAUUUCUGCAAGGGGCAAAUUAUCUAAGGCUUCCUGAUAAAUCGUUUUGCAGUAAUUCAAGGUAACGCUCAGAAUUGAAAUUAUGGUGGUAAAUGAGUGAACCCAAAAAUUCUUCUUCCCAUAAUACCAGCCCACAUUAUUGAACCCUAAACGCACCUGGUAUCGUACUUCUUUCACCAAACGAGGAUUUUCUGUGGCCCAAUAAUGGUGUUUCUUUUAUUAAUAAUACCAUUUUUCGUUACCAUGCUCUCAUCAGACCAGAUGAGCUGGUUACGAAAUUCUUCAUUAUCUUGACAUUUUCUCCUGUACCACCACUCACAAAAUGUUCGACCCCUUUCUGCAUCACCGGGUCUUUGACAGAGUCUGUAUUUAUACCAAUGAAACUUGUAUUUUCUUAAUUUAACGUGUUGAAAUACCCGAGUUCUUGGUAACAGCUGAUAAUACGUGCGUCACUUUUGUAUUCGUGGUGGAACUUUACAACUUUAUUACGACCUUUACAUAUUGUGCAGAACUAUAUUCUAAAAGUUAUUUAUAAAAAAAAAGUAAAUUAGAUAGCACUGAUAGCUUGUAUGAUGAUAGUGUGUUUAAUAUUCACACAUACGCAUAAAAAAGAAAAAAAUAAAAUAAUCCAUUCUCAUCAGACAAGAAUAAAUGUUAAUAGUUUUACGCUCAGUUUACUGACUUUGAAUUUAAAAUCUUUUAAUUACUUAGCUCCAAAACUAUUUAAUGUGAUACCAAUAAGAAAUAUAACACAAAUUAUAAUUUGUAGUCGAAAUUUUAUAGAAUAUAUUUGAAAAUGCACUGCUGUUUAGAUGGGGAAAGAAACAGGUAACUAAGUUAAUUAUGGAGUGUAGGGAAAUUUUGAUUUCUUUUUGAGUAGUAUUAUAAAUUUAACAGCAAACUUAAUUUUUCUCUUUUGUACAUACAAACAUUUAGUUGUCUUAAACUACAUUAAAGACUAUAAAAUCAGAAUUUUAGAAUUGAUAAAUGAAUCUGUAUCUUGAAUUUAUUAUUAAAGCAAAAAGGUACUUAAUUUUUGUUGGGAAUGCACAGGUUUUUUAAACGCACCGUAUUCUUUCACAUUGCGUUCUAACUUCCUGAAGGUUCUUUUGUUUGGCUGCCGUCUUUCGGGAUAUUUAUUCAAAUACGUCCAUGUUAUAUCAGUUUUGAUAACUUGAAACGUAACAAGCUAGCAUAUCAAAUUUUUCUGAAUUCCAAGACAUUUUUACAAACUGAAUUGAAAUAUAGAAAGUGUAAGGUGAAAUAAGUUAAUGUCAAACCGCAAGCAUCUCUAUUACUACCAUUUUGUUUUCAAGGACCUUUUUCCAAGGCAUCAAAAAUAUUUAAUAAUGAUUAAAAGAGUUCUAAAACAUGAUUAAACUACAACUUGUGAUAUACCAUUGAAUUCGGAAUUAAAAGCACUUUUAAUAUUUGAUAUCGAAAAACGAGGUUCUUAUUUGAAAAAAAGUUGAUGAUGGUGACCAAAAGACGAAACGUCGGAUCUAAAAUUUAAUAACGGCAUCCUAAAGAAGGAAAAAAGUGUAUUAUUUUGUAAUAAACUCAGCAGACAUUUUUUUUUCGAAUAUCUCGGGAACUACUACGAAUUUUUUGGAUUUCAAAGUGGAAUAUUGAUCACCCAAAGCCGCUAAAUUCUUCCCUUUCUAACUCGGGGAUUCCUGUACUGGCCCUUCUUAUCUUGGUCAAAAUAUGAUAUCCCAUUUUUAAAAUAACAAAGUUGCUAUAUAUCAGUCCCCCCUGGUAUAGGGUCAUCAUAUGUGGGCCGCCCUAUAUAUGACAAGGCGAUUCGCAAAGAUUAUGAUGACGAUAAUGUGACAAAAAAAAAUAAAUAAAAGAGUAGAUGAAAUUGGCGGCGCAGCGUUGUCAAGUCUCAGCCCGCGUUGUGAGUCUGUGAUUGGUCGAGCUCUUAAUACUAAUUAAAAAAAAACACUAAUCCUUGUAACGAAAUUCGUUUUUUUUUUUUUGUUUUCGGUUAUUUAUUAUUUUUUUUUUAGACAAGGGGUCGGGGAUAGAGCCGCGACUUUUUCAGUUUUUCAUGUUUUUUCGGCAACUUUUGAGUCUGAUUUUAUUUUAUGCGAAAAAUGUCGGUAAACAAGGCGGUUUUACCGGAGAUUUUUCGCUUUUAAUAAUGUUUUUUAAUCGUCGAUGGUCACUUGUUGGCAAGUUUUGUUCUAUAAAGUUUGCCAAAUAUUUUAUAAUAUCGUUAUUCCUUGUUAUUAGUGUGUAAUGAUCAUCUUGAAUCGUGAUUUUUUUAUCUAAAUUUUAUUGGCGUAGUAUUAAAGGGAAAUUUUAUUACCUUGCCAUUGUUUAAUACAUUUUUUAUUGUAAAUUAUAAUAUACGUGAAAAUUGAACCUGUAAGGGAAAAUACUUUUUGGGUAAUACUGAGUGUGAAAUAAGAAAUUCAAUUUUCAGGGAAUAUAUGGGGAUUUGAAUUUUUCAGGCAUAUACAGGGUUUUCAAAGUAUACUCACUGUUGCAAGCUUCGUUAUUAUUGGAGCUACAAAGUCGGUUAAAUAGGUAAAACUAGUAGUAUUCCGCUGAUUACAAUAGUGAAAAAGAAACAAUAAAAAUAAUAAUAAAUUCCAAUGAAAUUUCAUAAAUUUCGUGACAGCUGGAUGGGGUUUUUGGGAUUUAUGUCAGUACUCCAUUUAAAAGGGAUUUUUUGUAAAUGUGUUGAGAAAACAGUAUUAUCCUUUAGGCAAAGGGAAUCUCACUUAAUUUAAAAGCUAAAUUUAUAUACGUCACUUUCUAAUCAUAAAUAUUUAAAGUUUUCUUGAGUUUUUUAUUGCUUUUACUUAUUAAACGUCCAAAUUUGUAGAGUGUAAACUUAAACUUAAAAAAUAAAUAGUGUAUCCUCGGGGUGUUUCUUCCAAACGCUUUUUUAAUAAAAUUAAAAUAACCUUUUCUAUAUAAAAUAUAAAUAUUAAAGUCAAAAAAUAGCUUCUCUCCGACCCCAUCAUAAAACAUCGCGCGGCUAUUUAAUUAUUAUAAACAAAACAUUUAGUUUUUUUCCGAACUCUACGCCAUUACUCUGUAUGUAUCGUGUACGUGUUUGUUGUACAGGCUGAUAAUAUAUUAACUAUAAUAAUAUUAAUAAUAAUAAUACGUUUAAAAAUUAUUUUUGACAAGAAUGACUAUUAUUAUUACUAUCGAUUAACUUGUAUAAGCUGUAUAGAUGGGAAAAUAGGUUUAAUAACUUGUAUAGAUAUAAAAAAAAAACAUUGUUGGGUUUUUCAGUUUUUAGUUUUUAUUAUUAAUACAUUGUUUUUUUUAUUCGGGGACAACCGCGUGUUUAGUAUGAAUCUUCUUGUAAAGUGUAAUUUGUCUUGAUUUAAGUAAAUAUAAAGGCGUAAUUUCGGGAGUGUACAAAGGAAGUCAAAAUAAGGCUAUUUUGUUCUUGACUUUUAUAUUUUAAGAAUAUUUUAGUCAAUAUAUCGACAAGAGUGUCAGGAGGAAGAAUUCAAAUGUCACAUAAAACUAUGUCGUUUUUUUAUUACUUUAGUAAAUUUUCUUCAAAAAAAUUAGUGUACGACGGUAAGUCGAUAAGAGUCACAAAAAACAACAUAUGUAUCUGUAUCCAAAACUCAACAUUUUCUUAUGAAAACAAACUUAUCAGUCCCUGCAUAAAAUAUUCGUUUACAGCACGAAUAACUUGGCGAUCCGUCGAAAAUGUCUUCUAGUCAAGUCAAUUUUUGAGGAUAAAAAAUUGAAAAAAUGUCACAUGGUUCAAAUCUGGAGAAUAAGAAGGCCGUAUCUCAAAAUCGAGAAAAUUGCUUUUAAACUAACAUUUGAGUUCUAAAACUCUAGGAGAAAAUAAAUCAUAUAUAUAUAUAUAUAUUUUUUUUAGAAUUGUAAGUUAUUAAUUUCCACCUAUAAUAACGCAGCUGAAAUCCUUUUAAAUUUACAGGAUGACAAUGAUAUAAGUAGCCAAUAACUCCGUUAAAAACCUUUGAUGAUGUUUUAAGGUUAAAAGCUGGUUAUAUUUUGCCAUACUAAACAACCUAAUAUCAUCAUCGUAUACCGCUGGAACCAUCUACUUUCCUCGCUUUCUUUAUAAUGUAAUCGGAUAAAAGUCAAUUUUUGAUAUUCCUAAAUCAGUCAAGUCAUUUUUAAAUUUAAAUGACAAAAGACAUUAAUAAUUUCGUUUGAGAACAAUAAAACAUUUUUGAAUUACACAUUUACUUACAUUAAAUUAUUACUCUUACUAUUUUAAAACUCAAUAUUUCUCAAUAAUAUGACGAAGAAAGGUAUUGAAAAUACACAUCGUCGUAUUUUAAAACCUUGUAUUAGGAGUUUUUUUAUAAGCAGAUGGUGAUGGAACGCCUAUGGGGAUCAAUAAAUUAACUGUAUAUAUUUCUUUAAAUUGGCCGAUCUUUUUCCAAAAAUAUUGACUUAUUCAGGACUAGAAUACAAUGUGAAUAUUAAAUAAAAAAUCGAAACAAAAUACCAUAGAUCUUAAUUUUCUUUAUCUAAGUAUAACAUCUAAGCAGAAAUAGUUCAGUGGAAUUCAGCUAUAACGAUAUUAAAGAGAACUGGCAAUUUCGCCACUAUAUCCAAAGACGUUGAACAAUUAUCAAUAAACAAAAAUACAAUUUUUUUGUCACGUCACACACAAUUUUUGUUUGCUUCAUAUUCUACUGGUAAAUUUAUAUAUAAUCAUCAAUUUCCGCUUCUCUCUAACCUUAUUUGCUUCCACUAGCACCGCGAUGCGUUCCUUUGAAAGCUUUCCCCCUAGACAUUUCCCUCUUCUAAACGUUAAAUAUUUCAAUGUGUGAACAUCCCUGUCUAAGUUGAGGAUAAACAUUUUUGAGAAAAUGAAAGAAAAAUUUUACAGAUAAUGGCAUUUUAGAUUAUGACGAUAACCUGAUCUAUCGGUUGUAAGGAAAAAAGUGCUGUAAGUGUUAAGGAUUUUAUUAGGUUGAGUCGCACAGUUAUCGCUGAAUAUAACAAUUUUUCUUCCAGUCAUUUUUGUGAUCGGUGUAUCCAGCUUUCCGAACAUUGACAGUCAGUUUUUUGCAUUAUUGUUGCUUUAUCUUGCAAAUUUCUAUGACUUAAGAGUAUAGUUUUGCUGCACUGAUCUCUGAACCACGUUAGUCGUAAUACGUUUUUGAUUCCAGGACGAGAACAUUUAAGAUCCUUUUUAAUUUUUAACUUCGUCGAUUAAAAACUGUUUUCCUACGAAACCAUGAUACAUCAAAUUAGGACUCGUUUAAUUUAUCAUAUUCAGAUUUUCAGAAAAAAUUAUAAAAACGAUGUCAAAUCGAAGACAUGAGCUUAAAAACUAAAGACAAAAAUUAGGUCACAUCGGCAAUGCCGAUAAAGUUUCAGUUUUUAAUUACACGCGACGUUGCUAACAGAAGUAGAAUAUCUGAAGUUUCAAUUUUGUAUGCAACAAAAUGGUUUUUGCCCAAAAACUGUCUCGAUUUACAGCAAAAUGUGGAAUAAAUCAAAAGUGGUCAAAAAUUAAACGUUCCAAAUCGAAUGCACUAAACCUAAACGGCAAAUGGGUUUUACCUAUUAACACAACCUUCUCAUAUCAGCAAUAUUCUCAAUAUAUAGGUUCUUACCAAAAUACAACGUUGCUAAUAAAAUUUGAGUUACUUUUUUAACAAAAUGUUUUUUGUACAAAAAGUGUUUUAUAUGUCAUAUUUUCAAAAAAAAAAUCGAGUGUUGCUAAAUCGAAGAGCUUAAAAAUGAAGUCACAUCGGCAAACAAAUUUUCGUUCGACUUACUCGAUAUUCGAGUAAUAGUCCGACUGCAUUAAAACUUUAAUGUAAAUAGAAUCUUGUAUUAUUACAUUAUAUUCUAGUACCUUAAAGAAGCUAUUCUAAAAACAUCAAUAAUUGAAAACUACAAUAUUUUACAGACUGAUCUCAAAAUAUCCCUUUUUGAUCUUCCAUAUACGCUCACAGAAUUACACCCUGUAUCCACGAAUAGAAACCCAAAAUGGGAAUAAACGUAGAACCCGACUAUAUGCCCUAUUGUAUAUAUAAAUUGGCACAAAUAAGUAAAAAAAAGGAAUCAUACUAAACCGUAUUGUCCCAACUGUAUUAUAAGUGUUUUAUAUAAAGUUAGGCGCCUAUGUUCUGUUGCUCGGCCACGUAUUGUUAUUAACAGUGAAGGUUAAUUUGUUUUAAGAACGUCGUAGGUUAGGCAACGUUUUAGUGUAGACGUAAGAAGUAUUGGCCUUGUAAAGUUGUGAUGUGAUGAAGGAAUUGACUCGCUUUUAAGGUUUUUUUUUGUUUGUUUCCAAACGGAUUAAUCAUAUUAUUAUAGCUCAACUCCCUAACAACAUGUGAUGCUAAUACAGGAAUAUUUACGUAGUUUAAUUUAGCAAGUCGGGUCUUUCAUCACAAGGUUGUUUAUUCGUAAAUUUAUUAAAUCGUCGCUUUUAUAAAUCAAAAAAAAAAAUUCAAAUUAAUAUUCGGUGUAAACUACUACUACUACUAUUACUACUACAAACUAAUAAAUGGCUAUUGAACUUAUUAAUAAAUGUGCUUUAUAAUCUGAAUUGUGAUUUUAGGAAACGAAUUUUUAUUUCGGAAGUACGUUGUUUAGUAUAACUUGAUGGUUUUUAUUAUUGGGGUUUUUAUUCAUGAAUGAAUUUUGCCGGAUGUAUGGAUGAGGGUCACCGUAAAAACUAUGGGGUUAAGAUUUGCAUAAUCUUGAAUAAAACGAGAAUUGAUUUUUGGUUGGUUUAAAUAGCUUGUGAGUCGAAUGUUGUAAUGAAUGUCCUUUUUUUUAAAUUCAGGAGUGAAUAAUAAUUCAUAGAAAGGUCAAAUAUUUAAAUUAAUAUCUGUUAUAACCAGGUUUAAGUUUUUUUAUGAGGGGGAGGGAGUACCACAAAUUGUACAUAAAGCUAAAAUGUAAUAGGUAAGGAACUCUAUUUUAGUAUAAGCCUUAUUUAAAACUGAAACCCUAAAAUUUAAAAAAGGACAUUUUCCUAGCUGACCAUUCUUUGAAUGUAAUGAGUAAUUAAGGCAUAGAAACAAAAAAAAUGGCUUUGUACUAAAACUUCAAUAACUGGUAGCAAUAAAUUAACAUUUCCAAGCUUUUUUAUCCGUUAAUCCGUUCUCUAUUCUAUGAGGAAGCAAUUAUCUCAAAAUUUGCAAAAAGGGAUUGUGCACAUUAAUUAUAGUAUUGUACAAAAAAAAUUAUAUGCUCGAAAGGUUCAUAAAUUUAUACAAAAUGCUCCUUAUUUCUAAACUUCAUAUUUUAGACAAAAAAAUAGCGGUUUUUUCAAAGAAAAAUUGCUGUUUAUAUUUUUGUAUAUCAAGGAUAAAUUAAAUCCAUCAGGAGCAUCUUUUGGGUUUGUUUUUCUCCAGUUUUUUUAACCAUACUGAAGUAAAUAUGUGUCAACAAAGGGAUUUUAUACUUUUCUUUCAAUAUAUUGGAAUUUAUAUUAAUUUCCUUCUGCUGUCAGCAAUAUUUCUCCUUUAAGUUAACACUUAUCAAUCUGAGGGAUUUUAAAGAAUAACCUUUUUGCUAACGUUUUAAGUUACAAAAAGAAGACACAAGUCUAAAGGAAUAAAUUUAAUCUUGAAAAACUACACGUGUUUCGUCCCAAACUGUCGGGCAUCACCCAGAAAGAGGGAUUUUUUUACAUGUUCUUCCUAUAAGUUUGAGUUUAUAUUAAUUACUUUCUGCUAUCAGGAAUUUGUUAUAAAAGAGUUGCUUUUUAAAUUAACAGUAAUCAAUCUGUGGGAAACUACUUUAAAGAAUCACUUGUUUGCUCUUUUAACUUACAAAAAGAAAAUACAAAGUCUCGGGGAAUUAGUUCAAUUGUGAAAAACUACGUGUUUCGCCUCAAACCGAAACAUCAUCAGGCAUCAUUAUAUUUAGCCCAGAAAAAGGGAUUUUGUACGUUUUUUUCAAUAAGUUAGAAUUUAUAUUAAUUUUCGUCUGCUGUCAGCAAUAUUUAUUUUUUGCUAAUGUUUUAGGCCCGAUGAUGCUUCGGUUAGAAACGAAACAUGUGUAGCUUUUAAAAUUAAAUUAAUUCACCGAGACUUCUUUAGAAUGGAUAUGAAGCAAAUCUUAAAAAAUUCCUGCAACCAAUUGUCUUUUGGUUUGCUAUUUAUCAUUAAAUCAACUGGAAAUGUACAUGCCCUAAAAUGAUGCUAUGAUACCUAGAGCCUAGAUAAUACCAAUUUCAGAGAAUCAAUGAAUUAUUAUGAUUUACCCAAGUUUUUACGGAACCUGCACCAAACAACAACAUAAAAAAAACACUGUGGACUUGUUUGUAAAUAUUUUCUAUUUUAUUAUAUUGUAUUUAUAGCAUUAAGUAUGUUUAGGAGAAUUAUAAAUAAGGGUUGCAGCUGAAUAAAAGAAAAAUCGAAAAGAUUCGCUGGUCGGAAACAAAUUUUAUGUUUAGUUAUCCUCUGUGCCUUUUCGCUAUAUGUAUAUGUAUUUCCUCACCUCCCCCUCCUCCCUACACACACGAUUUAUGGCUGUAAUUUGUAAAAUUUAAUUUUUUUUGGUGACUAGCGGUAUUUAUAUAAUAAUCUAGUUUAAAACCUUGUUAUUAAUUUUAUGUCCACGAUAUUGGUUAAUUUUUUGUUUAUUAUUAUUUUUAUAUAUAAAGUUUUUGUUUUAUUUUCUUUUAAUUUAUUUCGCUAUUUAUAUAUGUAUACAUACGAAAUUUAAGCGGUUAUACGCGUAAUGAAAUUAUCCCGAUAAACUUGUGAAUUUUCCUAUUUUUUUUUCUCAAUUUUUUUUUUGGUAGCUCAUUAGUUUAGCUGUCAAAAAAAAAUCCAAAGCAAGUUAUCCGUUGUUUAUAGGCUGUGUUUGUAAAUAUGAAAAAAAAGUCGGGUGUUGGAGCAACGGUACAGAAUGGCGUCCAUAUUUUAUUUUUCGGAUUUUCAACCAAUUUUUUUUGUUGGGAAAAAUCGGCAUGGCAUACAACUAAGUUGCAUUUAGUUUUAACAAGAAAGAAAUCAUUAUUCUUGCCACUGACCCCUCUUAAAGAAAAAAGAUUUUUCUCUCAAAAAACAUUGGGUUGAUAGUUCGUUUAAGAGUUAUUAUUUUUAUCCUGCAUAAGUGUGCCCUCGGGUGGCACCCUCUUCAAAACAACAUACGAGACCAAUGAAAUGUAUACUUAAGGAAAAAAUGGUUUCGUUUUGUCGGGCAAAUUGGUUCGAUAACAGCAGGUGUAUUCUGUUUAGUUGGUAUACAGGGUAUUCUUAUUUAGUUCUUAACAGAAAACUCUGUGGUCAGGCAGUAAAAAAUAUUAACAGAAUUAAAUGCACUGCAAAGGUUUUGUUUAUACUCGUUAAUAUUUUUUUAGGUUCUAUUCAAAAAACCUGAAAAAUUUGCUAGAAAGAUAUAAUUUAAUAAUCCUCAUGGUUUAAUGAUAAAAAUUAUAUGCCAGGUUGGUCUUGAAUUUAUAACAAUUUUCUUUUACUGUCGCUAAGAUUCCUCAUUUUGCUAUAAGUUUAGAAAAUAUUUAAAAAAAAAUAGCUGGUUAUUAACUACUUAAUUCUACAAAUUGGUUUUCAAUGCCAAGUUACAGCAAAAGGGAUUUUCUUUCAAUAAUCUUUUUUUUUUCUAUUGUAAGCAAUAUUUAUGAGUUUUUGAGUAAAAAGUAAUACAAUUUGAGUUUUUGAAUAAAAAGUAAUUACAAUUUCAUUGGCUCUAUAUGAAACAUAAGCACUCUUGCCGAUUACAAAUUUGUAAUUAUAUUGACACAUUUACUUUAACAAUUCUUGCUGUAAUAUAUUUGACUCAAUUGUGCCCACAAAACGAAACCCAAAAAAAAAAAACACAAAACGCUUUAAUCUAGCUUAUAAUAUGUUCUGACAAGUCUCUUAUGUUUUUACUCUUUGGGGUGUGUUACUAUUUUUUAAGGACCUAUUCUUAACGAUUAUAAUUUUUAUGGAAUUAUUUCUUGGUAUUUUUUUUUCGUUAAUUUAAUUUCAUGUAAACGCCUUUUAAUUUCUGUGGUUUGGUGUGCCGCUAUUAUCACCCGGGGAGUUUAAUUUACAAUUUUACCCUCGGAACUUCCCGAUUCACAUGUACGUGAUAAUAAACGGUAUGCCGCGACAAAAAAGAAACAAAGCAAGUUUUAUUAUUAUUAUUUUAUAAAGGAGUUUGCAAUUUAGUUCAGGCACCGCUCAUUCAUUUCACUUAUUAUUUUUUAAAGUUUUUAGAGUUACAGUUUCUGUUUGUUUUAUAGAGACUUUAGACAGUGAUAUGACUUAAUAAUAUAUAUAAAUAGUUGUACGUCUAAGAUUGUGUAUAAAAAUUACUACUAUUAAAAUGUUUGGAAGAAAUGGA
Molecule: messenger RNA, 15987 nt
Organism: Anthonomus grandis grandis
Lineage: Eukaryota; Metazoa; Arthropoda; Insecta; Coleoptera; Curculionidae
Product: la-related protein Larp4B-like
Exons: 14
Coding region: 806-3871 (1021 amino acids)
Biological process (GO): positive regulation of translation
Cellular component (GO): cytosol; cytoplasmic stress granule
Molecular function (GO): mRNA 3'-UTR binding
Source: RefSeq, a predicted model, not a curated record